AUCCUAGAAUUUGUGUCUUCCUUCUUCUCAAAGCAAUUACAAAGUUAUUGUUAAGCUUUUUGGUGUGUCCUUUAGGUAUGUGCCAGUCGGGCUACACCAUUCCCAUGAACUAAGUGCAUCUCAGAAUGAUAUUGCUACCCAUCCUGCUGCUAUAUGCCACAUGGACGACGCUGGUGCAAGCAGACAGCUGUCCACCCUCGGAGGCAAUUCUGCCUUGUCGCUGUUCACUGCGUGGCAAGGAGAUACAAAUAUGGUGCUCGCACAGCAAUUUGCCACAGAUUAUGGAUGGCCUGAAAUCCGUGGAGCGGAAUAUUAAGACCAAAAUCGAUGAGUUGGUGCUGGAGAACAAUCAGCUGCCGGCACUGCCUGGACGCUUCUUUGGCAAUCUGCAGAUUGUGCGCCUGAUGUUGAGAUACAAUAGCAUCGAACGUGUGUCCAACGGGUGGCUAAAUGAGCUCGAGAAUAGUCUAGUGGAGAUCUUCAUAGUGGAGCCACAGCUGCGGAGCAUCCCAUCGGAGAGCUUGAACGGCAUGAUCAACAUGCUGGCCAUCACCAUCCAGAGCGAUGAGUUAAAGCAUCUGCCCGACUUCUCCGGUCUGCUCAGUCUGACCUAUAUGAGUGUGCAGAGCGGAUCCCUGACUGAGUUGCAACCACAUAGCUUCCGGCAUCUGCCCAAGUUGCAACACAUACACAUCACUGGGGGCACGGGUCUGACACGGCUGGAGGCGGGCCUAUUCGAUGGCUUGAUAUCGCUGAAGAAUCUGGAUCUUAGUCGCAAUGGUCUCAACUGGAUUCACUUGCGUGCCUUGGCAAGGUUGCCCAAUUUGGUUAGUUUGAAGCUGUCGCAUAAUCAGAUCAGCGAUGUGGGCAUGAUUGGACGCAUUGUCAAGGAUUUGGAGCAUUUGAAGAAGCUGCGCUUGGAUCACAACAUCAUCAAUGUUAUUGAGGAUGGAUCCUUUGUCGAUUUACCCAAUCUUUCCGAGCUGCAUCUGAAUGAUAAUCGCAUCACAGAGUUGCAAUAUGGCGCCUUUCUCGGCACCCCACAAUUGAAGACGAUUUAUCUGCACAACAAUCUUAUCCGACGCAUCCAUCCGGAAUCAAUGCUGCAGUCCUCCGGCAGCGGGGUCGAGGCCGUGCACAUCUACAACAAUGAGAUUGCCCAUGUGGAGGCACUGCGUGCUCUGUUGGAUGCUCUGCCCACACUGCGCUUCCUCGAUAUGAGUAGCAAUCAAUUGAGUGAACUGCCCUAUGGAGCUCUGCGUGGCCAUGGCACCCUGGAGCAACUGCAUCUCAAUAACAAUCAGUUGCGGCGAAUUGAACGUGAUGCCUUGAUGGCAAUGCCCGCUCUGCGGGAACUGCGCAUGCGCAACAAUAGUCUUAGCUCCGAUUUGUCAUUGCCCUUUUGGAAUCUACCCGGUCUGAAGGGCCUGGAUUUGGCGCAGAAUCAAUUCGUUCGUGUGGAUGCACAGCUGCUGGCGGGUUUGCCGUCACUGCGUCGUCUGGAUCUCAGCGAGAAUGGGCUUAAGGAUCUGGCUGCCAACAGUUUUCGGCACAACGGUCUGCUGGAAACGCUCAACAUAUCCUCCAAUGAGCUGAGCCGCAUUCAACCGGGCACUUUUAUGCAUUUGGAACGUCUCUUCGAGGUGGAUGCCAGUUUCAAUCAGCUGACGGUUGUUAUUCCAGGCCUGCCCCAAAUUGUGGAACGUAUUUCGUUGCGUGGCAAUCGGAUUACCGCUUUGCCCGCCGCUGGCAGCAAAUCGCUGCAGCUGCCUAAUCUGCGCAUGCUGGAUCUCAGCCAGAACCGCAUCGAGCAGCUGGCGCGUCAUGGAUUCCAGGCGGCGCCGGAGCUGCGUGUCCUGAGUCUGGCGCAGAAUCAGCUCCGCCUACUGGAGGACACGUCAUUCUUGGGCAUCCAGCGUCUGGAGCUGCUCCACCUGCAGGACAAUCAGCUGGGCCAGGCGGAUGAGCGUGCACUACUACCGCUUGCGGAGCUGCGCAAUCUCAAUUUGCAGUCCAACAAACUGGAGUCCGUCACGGACAAUUUUUUCUCGAAUAACAGCCGGCUGGAGCAGCUGGAUUUGUCCCGCAAUCUCAUACGCACCAUUUCACCCACCGCCUUCGAUAACCAGCGGUCGCUGGAGUACCUGGAUCUGUCCGGCAAUGCACUACUGGACAUCUCCGUGGGUCUGGGCAAUCUGCACAGUCUGCGGGAUGUGGAUCUGAGCUACAAUCAGAUCACACGUGUGCACUCCGAUGUGGUCAAUAACUGGCGCAAUGUGGUCGAGAUACGUAUGUCCAAUAAUCUGAUUGUGGAACUGCAGCAGGGCACAUUCAGAAACUUACCCAAGUUGCAGUAUCUGGAUCUCAGCAGUAAUGAGAUUGCCAGCGUGCAACCAGGAGCCCUCAAGGGUCUGGAUGAGCUGCAGGAGUUUGUGCUGGCCGACAAUAAGCUGGUCGAGCUGAAGGAUCAUGUUUUCGAGGAGCUGCCCUCGCUACUGGCCUCACAUUUUCAAUACAAUAAACUGCGCUUCAUCUCACCGGAGAGUUUUCAUCAUGCCAGUUCGCUGGUCUUCCUUAAUCUGUCCAACAACCAUUUUCGUAAUAUGGAGAACAUUGGAUUGCGCAGCAUGCGCAACCUGGAGGUAUUGGAUCUAUCCACCAAUGGUGUAAAACUGGUCUCAACCAUGCCACUCAAGGCACUUAAUUGGCUGGUCGAGCUGAAGAUGGACAACAAUCAGAUAUGCAGAAUACAGGGCUCCCCCUUUGAAACCAUGCCCAGAUUGCGAGUUCUAUCCAUGCGCAAUAACCAACUGAGAACCAUCAAGGAGCGAACGUUUAGGAAUCUGAGAGGCAACAUUGCUAUACUUGAUGUGGAUGGUAAUCCCAUUGAUUGCAAUUGUGAGAUGCAGUGGCUCUCUGUCUGGCUGCAGGAGACGAAUUUCCCCUAUCCCGGACCGAAAUGCAAGGAUGGUCGACUUCUGCGUGCUGCUCGCAUGGAGCGCAGUCUGUGUGCCGGCCUGGAGCUGUUCAAGGGUGGCGAGAACAAUGAUCGCAACGAUGGCGAUCAUUUGCCACUGCUUAACGAGCAUGGCGAUGUCUUCCAGCGUGAUCUGCCCGACGAGUUCAAUGAUGAGUGCGAGGCAAAUGGCGAACGACCGAUGGUGGGCGACAGUGAAUACUUCUACGAUCAGUAUGUGGACUCCACGGAUGUGCCGGAUGCCAGCAAUGCAGUGGGCAGCAGCUCACAGCGACCCCGUCCGACGUCGGUGGCAAGUGGCAACAUUGAUCUGAACAAUACGCUGCUGCACACCAAAUACUUUAAUAGACGACCACAGCCUGGUGACGGCGUUGGAUCACCGUUCACCUUCUUUGGCUAUCCCAUACCCAGUCUGAGUUUGGGUCGCUUCUUUGGCUUUGGCGACCGUGGACGCAAACAGCGCACAGAUCAGGACGAUGCAAUGCCAGCCACACAUCGCAUGGCGCACAUCAACUUGCCACCGACUGGACGAGGAAAGACGAGGAUGUAUCAGCCGAACAGCGCCGAAUUCGAGAAGUAUUUGCGGGAGCAGCAGCAACAACAGCAACAACAGAAUGCUCGGAAUCGUUAUGGUGCGGCCGAGGUGGUCACCAACUCAGCGGAAGAGGCGCAGAGCAAUGAGAGUGGCGCGGCGACAACUGUUGGCGUUUUUCGCACCACAUUUCGUGAGCCGACGAGCAUCGAACGCGGUGGCUUUCGUCCAAUUGUGCCCGCCCAUGUGGGCGGUUUUAUGCCAGUGCCUGAUCCACAAAAGCGUCGAGGCCUGGUGGAGCCCGUAAAUGUCACCAGCAAGCCACACUUGGAGCAUCACUUUGUGCCCAUAGCGGUGCGGCAGGAGAAGUCGGAGACACAGGCUCAUCCCAGCCCCACCACCAGCAGUUCAGAGAGCAGCGAGACGGUCACCUACUACGUGACCGAAACGACGACCGACUUCACCACACCGAUGCCAGUGGUGCUAAGCACAAGGCCAAUCUCAACUACACGCACCACAGCCAGAACUACAACCCGAAGCUUAACAAGUAGUUCGACCACAACCACAACAGAAGUACCCCAAAGCAGCGCCUCCAGCGAGCAACAAGAUGUGAACUCCCAGUACGACGAUGAUGAGGAUUUGGAGGCGCAAUCGGUAACGCUGCUCCGGCCACCGAAACUGUAUCAAACAACAACAGCAGAAACCAUAUUAUUAAUACCGCCAGCGGAAGAGCACGUGGCACAAAUCAAAAGUCAUUCGUGGGUAACGACAACGACAACGGAAGCACCAACUGAUUACAAGGCAACGCCCAGCAGCAGUGCUCAGGUGACCGCUGCGCCUGCGCGGGGAGCGGGUGCGGCGGCGGGAGGUGUACGCAGUCCCGGCGGCCGUUCGACCAUCACCAAGGUGUAUACACAACACCAACAACAGUUGGCACAGCCCACGGCCGAGGAGUAUCAACGCACCACGCCCAGCAUAGACAAUGAGAGCUUGGCCAGCGAGCAGCAGCUUAUUGCCAGGCAGGCACAGAAGCGCACCGAUACCCAGCCGGAGCCGGUGCUGGCGGAGCGCAAGGAUGGCAUGGAUUGGUACUACGAGAGCUUUAAAAAGAAGCGCGAUUUCACAGAACGCGGCUCAGCGUCCAACAAGGAGAUGGCCUAUGGCAAUGUAGUGCCGCCAGAGUUGAGUGGGAGUUUCAGUUGGAGUCGUGUGAACCGAAGGAAAAUCAUAUUUAUGCUGUUGUUGUUGCUGUGGAUUCGUUAAUAGAUAGCUGUGUUUGGGAGUGUUGUUUAUAAGU
Messenger RNA from Drosophila grimshawi, 4806 nucleotides. It is a transcript of the gene atk, whose product is annotated as protein artichoke. Gene Ontology annotation, molecular function: protein binding. NCBI's taxonomy places the organism in Eukaryota, Metazoa, Arthropoda, Insecta, Diptera, Drosophilidae. Bases 126 to 4772 code for a protein of 1548 amino acids. The transcript has 4 exons. The record is from RefSeq and is a predicted model, not a curated record.